Molecule: messenger RNA, 1386 nt
Organism: Pestalotiopsis fici W106-1
Lineage: Eukaryota; Fungi; Ascomycota; Sordariomycetes; Amphisphaeriales; Sporocadaceae
Exons: 4
Coding region: 1-1386 (461 amino acids)
Cellular component (GO): cytoplasm
Molecular function (GO): oxidoreductase activity
Source: RefSeq, a predicted model, not a curated record
AUGGCUGCACCUGCGGUUCCAGUUCAAAAUCCUACGGUGUCCUUUUGGAGAACAAUGGUGCACCCAAUCGAUGAUCAACGGACCACAUCAAAGCUCCCUGACACAGUGGAUGUUAUUGUUAUCGGUGCUGGAUAUGCUGGGAUAUCUGUAAUGCACCACAUGCUUGAGCUAGCUCAAAACAAGGACAUUCCCAUGCCAUCUAUACUUCUCUUGGAGGCACGUGAAGCGUGCUCCGGAGCGACAGGUCGUAAUGGUGGCCACUUAAAACCUGACGUAUGUGGUAUGGCUACAGCAGUUGCACGUAACUACGGCUUGGAUGCUGCCAUCGAGUGUGCCAGAUUUGAACAGCAGCAUGUGUCAGCUCUCAAGGAGCUCAUUGAGAGUGAGGAUAUCGACUGUGAUUUAAUUUUGACACGUUGCAUCGACGUCUUCUUGGAUGAGACAUUUUUGAAUGAAACGAGAGACAAGCUAGCGGAACUGAAAAGAAAAGAUGUGUCUAUGAUGAGUGCCAUUCAGACACUGUCUGGUACCAAGGCGGAACAGGUCUCGGGCGUCAAGGGUGCAAAAGGUUGCAUCACUUAUCCGGCAGGGCAUCUGCAUCCCUACAAACUGCUUAUGCAUCUUUUGUCCAAGGCCUUGGAUAUGGGAGUUAAUCUUCAAACACAUACUUGCGUUAAGCAUGUCACUACCACGCCCGAUGACGAUGGGUACGCCACGGUAACAACGGACAGGGGCAAAGUACGCGCAAAACAAAUUGUUUAUGCCACCAAUGCAUACACAGCUGCAUUAUUGCCCGAGUUAAAGGACAAAAUUAUCCCCGUGAGGGGCACGUGCUGUCGUAUUGUUCCUAAGACAAGCACCGCUGUUUUGAAAAACUCAUGUACUAUACGACGUAGUUCGAUCGAUUCCGAGUACCUCGUCCCCCUCCUGGAUGGCAGUUUGGUUGUCGGUGGUGGCCGUGUAAAGUAUUACCACAACAAAGCCGAAUGGUACGACAAUGUCGCGGAUGACGAAUUGAUGCGAGGGACACAUCCACAUUUCGAUGGCUAUAUGCAGCGACAUUUCCAUGGCUGGGAAGAUAGUGAAGCAGAAACCCAGGAAAUAUGGACUGGGAUAAUGGGACACUCAGCAGAUGGGGUGCCCUUCGUGGGAAAUCUACCGGAUAGACCAAAUCAAUUCAUCAUUGCUGGUUUCUCUGGGCAUGGCAUGCCUCAAGCAUACCUCGCGGCAAAAGGGCUCGCAUCAAUGAUAAUAGAAGGAGCAAGUUUUCAUGAUACGAAGUUACCAAAGGUUUUUGAGGCAAGUACAAAGAGGUUAAAGAAUCCAGUUAACUUGGUCCUACAAAAUUGGCAAGAUUGGAGAGUUUCUGUUUCACCCAAGCUAUGA